CAGAAGGUUCUCGCCGGUUAUUACAUUAGCCUCUGCUCUCUCUCUCAUCCUUGACUGUGAUAUUCCUGAUCUCCUUGACUCCCUUACUAUACGCAUCUAUAAGGGGGAUACGACAUGGUUGAUCUCAACUUCAAAUGCAAAACCUGCAUACAUGUGCACAGCGCACCGAAUCCUUCUUGGAAAUAUGGGCCAUCAAGGAUCAUUCCGAAGAUGACCUACAAUGCAGAUCAAGGUGAUGGAAUUGUUGUGGUUCACGAUGGAAAAUUGAACACGAGGCAAAGAUGACAGUAUCUCACGUUGCUCACUGCUGGAUCUGUCGUAGCUCUGUCAAUCCAUGCUGUCUAUGCAUGCCCAUGACCUUGCGAGCUCAAGUCGACGCUGCCUAUAUUGUAAAAGUAUAAGAGAUGGUCGAGCAGUACACAGCAAUCUCGCAAAUUUGUAAAUAGCUGAGGACAUAUUCAAAGAACGAAGACGCAAAACGAGACAGCACAAAUCUUACCUAUAGCCAUCGCAUCAGACACCAUGACCCUUCCACAAGGAACUCUGCGCACUGCGCGCCUCGAGCUACGACCCCUCGGCCCUGAGCACGAGGAACUCACCAGGAAACUGGACUUUGAUCCAGAUGUCAUGAAAUACGUUCUGUUCGGUAGAGCGUUGACACUCGACGAGUCGAUUGAGACACAUAAAUGGCUGCUUAAUGCGGCAACAAUUGUCCCUGGGCUCGGAUGCUGGGCCGGCUACGUUGGCGACGACUUUGUUGGCUGGUGGGUUCUCGCGCCAUCCCAAAGUAAUGCAGGACAAGAUGGACCUCCACAAUGCAACAGGGAGCGAGCGGAAUUUGGCUGGAGACUGUUGCCGAAGUUUUGGAGAAAAGGGUACGCGAAGGAAGGUUCAUUCGAGCUGCUGAGACAUGCCUUCCAAGACUUGGGCCUGAAGGAAGUGGGUGGAGACACCAUGUCAGUCAACGCUGGUUCUCAGGCGACAAUGGCAUCUUGUGGAAUGAAGAAAGUUCGCACAUACUAUACCAAGUACGAUAACCCUCCUCCUGGAAUCGAGGAUGGUGAAGUGGAAUAUGUUAUCACCAAGGACGAGUGGAAGGCGCAACACGACAAGAACUACGAGUCUCCGAACCAUACGCAACCUCUUGUGCAGAGCAUGCGUGCACAAGAGACUGUGUAGUUAGGUGCUUUUGGGCCGUCAUGAUACGGGUAUGGUCGGGAAGAGUUUGACAAAUCCUAGCAAGGAAUAAGCAUAUGAGUCGGAAUGGAUCCGGAAUGGACAGACAACAUGAUCCUAGAGAGGCUGGGAACAACCUGCAAACUCGUAUCAAAUAUAGUUACCUCACAAUACACAAAGUCACUCUCAAAUCACACGUCAGAUCGUAUGGUGCAUAAAGUACGAGUGGGGGGCGUCAGUUGAAUUGGCCGACGGGUAUAUCUCGGGCUUCUUUGUACGGUGUAGCGGGAGGGGCGU
Molecule: messenger RNA, 1473 nt
Organism: Pseudogymnoascus verrucosus
Lineage: Eukaryota; Fungi; Ascomycota; Leotiomycetes; Thelebolales; Thelebolaceae
Exons: 1
Coding region: 523-1179 (218 amino acids)
Molecular function (GO): acyltransferase activity, transferring groups other than amino-acyl groups
Source: RefSeq, a predicted model, not a curated record